AUGAACCCGCCACGCCGAUCAUCAAGUUCCCAUGAUGUCAGGCCCUCCACUGAGUCCAUGCAGAUGAACAACAGCAGCAACUCUGGUGUUAUUCUGGACAUCUCAGCUCUCAAGAUGGCGGAGGUGGAUUCAGAGGUGCCUCCACUUCCACCGCGCUACCGCUUCAGGGACUUGCUUCUCGGAGACCAGACAUUUCCGAAUGAUGACAGGGUGCAGGUGGAGUUCUACGUGAAUGAAAACACCCUCAAGGAGCGGCUGAAGCUUUUCUUCAUCAAAAACCAAAGGUCAAGCCUGAGAAUUCGCCUGUUCAACUUCUCUCUGAAGAUUCUCACCUGUGUCCUGUACAUCGUGAGAGUGUGCCUGGAUGACCCCAAGGAGGUCAACUAUAACCCGUGGGAUCUGAUUUUCUGGGUGCAGAGACGGGAGUCUCUCUGGGCGAUACAGGUGACAGUGGCCUUAAUCGGUUUCUUGGAGACCAUGCUUAUCACAUAUCUCAGCUACAAGGGGAACAUUUGGGAGCAGAUCUUCAAGAUAUGCUUCAUAUUAGAGAUGAUCAAUACAGUGCCAUUCAUAAUCACCAUUUUCUGGUGUCCAUUGAGAAACAUAUUCGUCCCUGUGUUUCUUAAUUGCUGGCUUGCCAAAGGUGCCCUGGAGAACAUGAUCAAUGAUUUCCAUCGAGCCAUCCAGAGGACCCACUCUGCCAUGUUCAACCAGGUGGUCAUCCUCAUCUGCACCUUGCUGUGUCUGGUUUUCACUGGAGCUUGUGGGAUACAGCAUCUCGAGCGAGGUGCUGAGAAUACCCUGUCUAUUUUUGACGCGUUAUAUUUCUGCAUCGUCACCUUCUCCACUGUGGGCUACGGGGACGUCACGCCAAAGAUCUGGCCGUCCCAGCUGCUGGUGGUCAUCCUCAUCUGCGUUGCUCUGGUGGUGCUCCCACUGCAGUUUGAAGAGCUGGCCUACCUGUGGAUGGAGAGACAGAAGUUAGGGGGGAACUACAGCCGCCACCGGGCCCAGACGGAGAAGCACGUGGUGCUGUGUGUGAGUUCGCUGAAGAUCGAUCUGCUGAUGGAUUUCCUUAACGAGUUCUACGCUCAUCCCAGACUUCAGGACUAUUACGUGGUGAUUCUGUGUCCGACAGAUAUCGACAUUCAGGUUCGUCGCAUCCUCCAAAUCCCUCUGUGGUCCCAGAGGGUCAUCUACCUGCAAGGAUCUGCCCUCAAAGACCAGGACCUCAUGAGGGCCAAGAUGGAUGAUGCUGAGGCCUGCUUCAUCCUGAGCAGCAGGAACGAAGUCGACCGAACUGCUGCUGAUCACCAGACUAUUUUAAGGGCCUGGGCUGCAAAGGACUUUGCUCCAAACUGUCCCCUCUACGUCCAGAUUCUCAAACCAGAAAACAAAUUUCACGUCAAGUUUGCUGAUCAUGUAGUUUGUGAAGAGGAGUUCAAAUAUGCCAUGUUGGCGCUCAACUGUGUGUGUCCGGCCACGUCCACAUUAGUCACUCUCCUGGUUCACACCUCCAGGGGACAGGAGGGGCAGCUGUCACCCGAGAAUUGGCAGAAGAUGUACGGGCGCUGCUCGGGAAACGAGGUCUACCACAUCCGUUUGUGUGACAGCAAGUUUUUUGGGGAGUAUGAUGGAAAAAGCUUCACCUACGCCUCCUUCCAUGCACAUAAGAAGUAUGGUGUGUGUUUGAUCGGAGUGAAGAGGGAGGACAACAAGAGCAUCCUCCUCAACCCUGGCCCCCGCCACAUCAUGGCUGCCGCGGACACCUGCUACUACAUCAACAUCACCAAGGAGGAGAACUCCGCCUUCAUCUUCAAACAGGAGGAGAAGCACAGCAAAGGUCUGUCCGUGUCCGGCCUCUACGACGCCCCCUCCAGGCUGCCCGUGCACAGCAUCAUCGCCAGCAUGGGAACCGUAGCCAUAGACCUCCAGAACCCCGAUCCGCCCGAGGAAAGCAGCAAGCUGACAUUGCCGACGGAGAACGGAGACGGAAGCCGCAGGCCGAGCAUCGCCCCGGUCCUCGAGAUCGCCGACUCCUCCGCCAUUCUGCCCUGCGACCUCCUCAGCGACCAAUCGGAGGAUGAGACAAACCAGUCAGACGAGGAGGGAUCUGUAGGGUCAGAUUUUGUGAAAGGCUACCCUCCGAACUCGCCCUACAUCGGCAGCUCUCCCACUCUGUGCCACCUCCUGCCGCAGAAGGCUCCGUUCUGCUGCCUUCGCCUCGACAGGGGCUGCACACACAGCAGCUUCGUGGACGCUAAAGCGUACGGCUUCAAGAACAAGUUGAUCAUAGUGUCCGCUGAGAUGGCAGGAAACGGCCUCUACAACUUCAUUGUCCCCCUGCGUGCAUACUACCGGCCCAGGAAGGAGCUCAACCCCAUAGUGCUGCUGCUGGAUAACGCGCCAGACAACCACUUCUUAGAGGCCAUUUGCUGCUUUCCAAUGGUUUACUUCAUGGCUGGCACCAUCGAUAACCUGGACAACCUGCUGCAGUGUGGGAUCAUCUACGCCGACAACUUGGUGGUUGUGGAUAAAGAGAGCACCAUGUGCGCUGAGGAGGACUACAUGGCCGACGCCAAGACCAUCGUCAACGUCCAGACUAUGUUCAGGUUGUUCCCCAGCCUCAGCAUCAUCACCGAGCUCACGCACCCGUCCAACAUGAGGUUCAUGCAGUUCAGAGCCAAGGACUGCUACUCACUUGCUCUCUCCAAGCUGGAGAAGGUUGAGCGAGAUAAGGGCUCCAACCUGGCCUUCAUGUUCCGGCUGCCGUUUGCUGCAGGCAGGGUUUUCAGUAUCAGCAUGUUGGAUACGCUGCUGUACCAGUCUUUUGUUAAGGACUACAUGAUCGGCAUCGCGAGGCUCCUGCUCGGUCUGGACACGACGCCUGGCUCUGGAUACCUGUGUGUUAUGAAGAUCACGGAGGAGGAUCUGUGGAUCAGGACUUACGGAAGACUCUUUCAGAAACUGUGCUCCUCCAGCGCUGAGAUCCCCAUCGGGCUUUAUCGCACCGAGUCGCACAUGUUCUCAACCUCAGAGUCUCAGGUGUCCAUCAACGUGGAGCACGGCGAGGAGCAACGCGAUCGCAGAGAUAUCUGGAAGGAGAAGGUGGCCCACAGGAACUCCACAACCAGCGACCAGUCGGAGCACCCGCUGCUGAGGAAGAAGAGCAUGCAGUGGGCGCGACGUCUGAGCAGGAAGAGCGCCAAGCCGCCGAGUCGGACCGAGCGCAUCUCGCAGCAGAGACUCAACCUGUACCGACGCUCGGAGCGGCAGGAGCUGUCCGAGCUGGUCAAGAAUCGCAUGAAGCACCUGGGCCUGCCCACCGUCGGAUACGACGAGAUGAACGACCACCAGAACACGCUGUCGUACGUCCUCAUCAAUCCUCCUCCCGACACCGUGCUGGAGCUCAACGACAUCGUGUACAUUAUCCGGUCCGACCCGCUGGCCCACAUGCCAGAGGACUCGCAGGUGGGGCAGCCUCGAGGCGCCAGGAACCAACAGGAGUUUGGCACCGAGACGAGGGAUGAGACUCACCUCUGA
Messenger RNA from Limanda limanda (common dab), 3543 nucleotides. RefSeq names its product potassium channel subfamily T member 1-like. Bases 1 to 3543 code for a protein of 1180 amino acids. Gene Ontology annotation, biological process: potassium ion transport. NCBI's taxonomy places the organism in Eukaryota, Metazoa, Chordata, Actinopteri, Pleuronectiformes, Pleuronectidae. Gene Ontology annotation, cellular component: membrane. The transcript has 29 exons. The record is from RefSeq and is a predicted model, not a curated record. Gene Ontology annotation, molecular function: intracellular sodium-activated potassium channel activity.